GACGAUGGUUGUGUGUGAAAAGUGUAAAAAGAACAGGAGUGGGUUGUACGGUUAGCUCUCCCUAUCCUUGCCAAAAUGACGAAGCUAGGCUUCCUGCGUUUGUCCUAUGAGAAGCAGGACACGCUGCUGAAGCUCCUCAUCCUGUCUAUGGCUGCUGUCCUCUCAUUCUCUACCAGACUCUUUUCUGUGUUGAGGUUUGAAAGUGUCAUCCACGAAUUUGAUCCGUAUUUUAAUUACCGUACUACCCGCUUCCUGGCAGAAGAAGGCUUCUAUAAGUUUCAUAACUGGUUUGAUGACAGGGCGUGGUAUCCUCUGGGGAGGAUCAUUGGUGGCACUAUUUACCCAGGCCUGAUGAUCACCUCUGCUGUCUUCUACCAUGUUCUACAUUUUUUUCACAUCACCAUUGACAUCCGGAAUGUUUGUGUUUUCCUGGCUCCCUUGUUCUCCUCUUUCACCGCAAUCGUGACAUACCACUUCACUAAGGAGCUGAAGGAUGCAGGCGCUGGCCUCCUGGCAGCAGCCAUGAUUGCGGUGGUUCCUGGGUAUAUAUCUCGUUCUGUUGCUGGCUCCUACGAUAAUGAAGGUAUUGCCAUCUUUUGCAUGCUGUUGACUUACUACAUGUGGAUCAAAGCUGUGAAAACUGGCUCUGUGUACUGGUCAUCCAUGUGUGCUUUAGCAUACUUCUACAUGGUUUCCUCCUGGGGUGGCUACGUGUUCCUGAUCAAUCUUAUCCCUCUUCACGUCCUGGUUCUGAUGCUUACAGGCCGAUUCUCUCACCGUAUCUACGUGGCUUACUGCACAGUCUACUGCCUGGGCACCAUCCUUUCCAUGCAGAUAUCUUUUGUUGGCUUCCAACCCGUGCAGUCCUCAGAACACAUGGCUGCCUUCGGCGUGUUCGGGUUGUGUCAGAUUCAUGCCUUUGUGGAUUAUCUGCGCAGCAAACUGAAUGCCCAACAAUUUGAAGUGUUGUUCAAGAGUGUCAUUUCUCUGGUGGGCUUCGUCCUGCUGUCUGUGGGUGCUGUUCUCAUGCUGACUGGUAAGAUCUCUCCAUGGACGGGUCGUUUCUACUCCCUACUGGAUCCCUCGUAUGCCAAGAACAACAUCCCCAUCAUCGCCUCUGUGUCUGAGCACCAGCCCACAACCUGGUCAUCAUACUACUUUGAUCUCCAGCUGCUGGUCUUCAUGUUCCCGGUUGGUCUUUACUAUUGUUUCAACAACCUAUCAGAUGCCAGGAUUUUCAUCAUCAUGUACGGCGUCACCAGCAUGUACUUUUCUGCUGUUAUGGUACGUCUCAUGUUGGUGUUAGCUCCCGUUAUGUGCAUCCUGUCAGGAAUCGGCGUGUCUCAGGUGCUGACCACCUACAUGAAGAACUUGGACGUCAGCCGGCCAGACAAAAAGAGCAAGAAGCAGCAGGACUCCACCUACCCCAUCAAAAAUGAGGUUGCCAGUGGAAUGAUUCUAGUAAUGGCCUUUUUCCUCAUCACGUACACAUUCCACUCUACCUGGGUGACCAGUGAGGCCUACUCCUCUCCUUCAAUUGUCUUGUCUGCUCGAGGAGGCGACGGCAGCCGCAUCAUCUUUGAUGACUUCAGAGAGGCUUACUAUUGGCUCCGCCACAAUACUCCUGAUGAUGCUAAAGUCAUGUCCUGGUGGGAUUAUGGGUAUCAGAUAACGGCAAUGGCCAACCGAACAAUUCUAGUAGACAACAACACGUGGAACAACACGCACAUAUCCAGAGUUGGGCAGGCCAUGGCGUCCACGGAAGAGAGAGCUUACGAGAUCAUGAGGGAACUGGAUGUCAGUUAUGUCCUGGUUAUAUUUGGAGGACUGACAGGCUACUCCUCAGAUGACAUAAAUAAAUUUCUCUGGAUGGUGCGUAUCGGAGGGAGCACAGACACUGGCAGGCACAUCAAGGAGCACGACUACUACACACCCACCGGGGAAUUCAGAGUGGACCGUGAGGGCUCGCCUGUCCUGCUCAACUGUCUCAUGUACAAGAUGUGCUACUACCGCUUUGGUCAGGUCUACACAGAGGCCAAGCGCCCCCCUGGCUAUGACAGAGUGAGGAACGCUGAAAUUGGGAAUAAAGACUUUGAACUGGAUGUGUUGGAGGAGGCCUACACGACAGAGCACUGGUUGGUUAGGAUAUACAAGGUAAAAGAUUUGGACAAUCGAGGCCUUUCAAGGACGUAAAACCUUCAGAGGGAAGUCAAACAACAUUUUAGCGCACAGCACUGAAUGCCUUCCCCUGUGGCUGAAAAGUACUUUUAUACUUUUGUCUUGGGGGAGAUGAUUGCAUCAGAGAUUCUUUUUUUUUUUUUUUUCUUUCUUUCUUUCUUUUUUUGUAAGAAUGAAAUGUUUCAUCUGUGAUCAGAGGAAGUGUUCUGUGCCAUAAUGUGGCUAAAAAAACAAAACUGUGUUCAUUUAAGAGCGCUUUGGAUUUUUACAUUAUGGUCAAAUAAAGUCUGUUUAAACAUUAAAAAA
Messenger RNA from Thalassophryne amazonica, 2484 nucleotides. RefSeq names its product STT3 oligosaccharyltransferase complex catalytic subunit A (gene stt3a). The coding region runs from base 76 to 2193 and encodes 705 amino acids. The transcript has 18 exons. The record is from RefSeq and is a predicted model, not a curated record. Gene Ontology annotation, cellular component: membrane. Gene Ontology annotation, biological process: post-translational protein modification. NCBI's taxonomy places the organism in Eukaryota, Metazoa, Chordata, Actinopteri, Batrachoidiformes, Batrachoididae. Gene Ontology annotation, molecular function: dolichyl-diphosphooligosaccharide-protein glycotransferase activity.